Hemicordylus capensis (graceful crag lizard) is the source of this 3928-nucleotide messenger RNA. RefSeq names its product guanylate-binding protein 1-like. Lineage: Eukaryota; Metazoa; Chordata; Lepidosauria; Squamata; Cordylidae. The transcript has 11 exons. Gene Ontology annotation, molecular function: GTPase activity; GTP binding. The record is from RefSeq and is a predicted model, not a curated record. The coding region runs from base 128 to 2011 and encodes 627 amino acids.
CUUUCGCUUUGCAAAAGCAACAUUCCCGAGCGAGCGAGCGAGCGAGCUGGAGGGACGGACCCGAGCUUGAGACCGCUGCCCGCCCUGGUGCCCCUUGCAGAGGAGGAGAUCUUCCAGAGGGUGAACAAUGGCCUCCAGAAACCACAUGCCCGCUCCCAUGUGCCUCAUUGAGAACAGGGCCAGAAAGCUUGUGAUCUGUCAACAGGCCCUUCGGCUGCUCUCUGAAAUUAAUACGCCCGUGGUGGUGGUCGCCAUUGUGGGACUCUACCGAACAGGCAAAUCCUACCUCAUGAACAAACUCGCAGGGAAAAAUUCAGGUUUCCCUCUGGGCUCUACGGUACAAGCAAACACCAAGGGUAUCUGGAUGUGGUGUGUUCCCUACCCUGGCAAACCAGACCAAACUCUUGUGCUUCUGGAUACAGAGGGACUCGGAGAUGUGGAAAAGGGUGAUUCCCAGAAUGACUCCUGGAUCUUUGCUUUGUCUGUGCUCCUUAGUAGCACUCUGGUCUACAACAGCAUAGGCACCAUCGACCAGCAAGCUAUGGAUCAGCUUCACUAUGUGACAGAGCUGACCCAGCACAUCAAAGCAAAGAACCAAACCACAGAGAACCCCCAGGGACGAGACGAUUCUGCUGAGUUUGUCCGCUUCUUCCCAACUUUCGUCUGGGCCUUGAGAGAUUUCACAUUGCAGCUGCAACUGGAUGGGCACUCCAUCAGUGAAGACGAGUAUCUGGAAAAUGCUUUGAAAUUAAAGAGAGAUAAAGGUGACUCCCGCAAUAUCCAGUUGUUCAACCAGCCCCGUGAAUGCAUUCGGAUGUACUUCCCCACCCGGAAAUGCUUUGUCUUUGACCGCCCUACCAGUAGGAAGAACCUGGCUCGGCUGGAAGAGAUGCAGGAGAGUGAACUAGAGCCUGAUUUUGUGGAACAGGCACACCAGUUCUGCCGUUACAUCUAUAGAAAUUCCAAACAAAAAACCAUCCCUGGUGGGCACGUUGUCAAUGGCCGCUUGCUGGCAAACUUGGUGGUGACUUACGUGGGCACCAUCAGCAGUGGGGAAGUGCCUUGCAUGGAGAAUGCCGUACUGGCCCUGGCAGAGAUUGAGAACUCGGCAGCUGUGCAUGAUGCUGUUGUCCGCUACGUGGAGCUGAUGGAUCAGAAGCUGAAUCUGCCCACGGAGACUGUCCAGGAGCUGCUGGGGAUACAUGCCCAGUGUGAGGAGACGGCCAUAAAGGUGUUCAUGGGCCGUGCCUUCAAGGACGACAAGCGUCAAUUCCAAGUUGAACUCAUGAAAACCUUGGAUCAAAAGAAGGAGGAAUACUGCAUGAAGAAUGAGCGGAAAUCGACACAACGCUGCUUAGCUCUGUUGAAGCGGCUGUCUCAGGAGUUGGAGGAAAAGCUCAAGAAGGGCAUCUACAACAACCCUGGUGGCUACCAGAACUUCCUGAAAGACCAGAAGAGUAUAAGAGAGCAAUACCAGAAAGAGUCUGGGAAAGGAGUGAUGGCAGAAGCCACCCUGCAGCAGUUCCUGAAGGACAAGGAGGUUGUCGGCAGAGCCAUACUUCAAAGCGAUGAAGCCCUCACGGAGAAAGAGAAGGAAAUGGCAGCUGCAAAGGCAAAGGCAGAGACAGCGGAACGAGAACAGGAGAUUCAGAAGCAGCAGCUGGCUACAGAAAAACAGAAGCUGGAGGACCAGCGAAGAAGUUAUGAGGCGAACAUUAAACAGUUGGAGCAGAAGAUGGUGAAAGAAAGGAAGGCGUUAUUGGAAGAGCAGGAGAGGAUGGUGGAAUGUAAACUUAAGGAACAAGAGGCUAUGUUGAGAGAGGGAUUCAAGAAGCAUGCUGCUCAGCUGAAUAAUGAGAUUCAGCAGCUGAAGCAAGAGAACGAGAACGUCCAGAAGCCGUCUUGGCUUCCAGGGAUACUGGGAACCCUGGCUGAUGCAGCCUCAUUAGUAUUGCCAGGUUGGUUCCGUGUAGGUGCCAUGGCAUUUUCCAAUUGGAUGAAGCAGCUGUAACCAGGCGUAAGCAGGGCUUGGACUUCACCCUUUCUCUUUUGGCUGUACUGGACAAAAGCUAGCUGCUUUGUCAAAACAAAACACAUUGUUAACGUGGAAUGUCUUGAAGCAGGAAAGUGACUUAGUAAGCUUCCAGGAUUCUAACAGGCUGGAUACCUCCUGUGGACUGCAAAACUGCCUGUGAAGUGUAGUGGCAAUGUGAGGGCAUCACUACUGUGGAUAUUAGGGCCAUUUCACAGAUGACAUAGAUUUAGGUUUGCCACCAAGUGGAUCUGCAACAGGGAGCCUCAGCCACUGCUGCAUUCACAUUUUACGCUUGAACAUCAUCGCUGUACACUUAAACAUGUAACAUGCAAAGGUGUCUCAGGCCAACUAGGUAUUUUCACUUGAUGUGCAGCAACACUAGAGGUGGGAUGCCAUGAACUUUUGUAAGCAUAACAUAUCAAGCACAAAAGGUCUUAGGCUAACUUUAUGCAGACCAGAUAAAAUAAAAACACAAACAAAAUUUUUAACAAGUUGUUCUAGUAAGAACUAAUCAGCCUACUUUCCUUUCACUGUCUCUACAACUGGGUUCUAUUUGGGUCAAAUCAAGGUCCACAAGUUGGAUCUCUUGCGCCUCAAAUGUUCAUGCGUCCGCCAUCUUGGCUCGGGGUGGAUGACAUCAUUACAACCUCCUCCACCAUUGAGAUGUCCCUGUGUCACUCACUACAUCUGUACAAAAGUUGGUUCAAAUUGGUUAGACUGUUCACAAGUUAGCGCACAUGCGCCUCAAAAGUUUGUGUCUGCCAUUUUGAAUUGGGGUGGAUGGCAUCAUCACAAACUACACCAUUGAGGCGUCCCUACAACUGUCCUCAAUUUGGUUCAUAUUGGCCCAGGUGUUGCAAAGUUGUUAGCGGGACACAUGUGGACAGACACGCACACAGAAUGCCAGGUGAUCUCAUAAGCCAACUGGAAAGCAGGCUAAAAAACCCAAGCAGAACAAUUAACUCUCAACAACAUGGUCUUACAGUUCUCAGUUGCCACAAAUUCAGAUAUUAUGCAAUUAUAAUGCACAACUGGACUACUUUAACAUUUUUAGCCUACUUUCCAGUAGGCUUGUGAGAUCACCUGGCAUUCUGUGUGUCUGUCCGUCUGUGUGUCCCCCCGCCCCCCACCAACUUUGCAACGCUUGGAGCAAUAUGAACCGAAUCGGGUACAGUUGUAGCGACACCUUAACAGAGUAGUUUGUGACAAUGUCAUCCACCCCAAUCCAAGAUGGCGGACACACAAACUUUUGAGGUGCAUGUGCAUUAACUUGAGGACUGUAACUGAUUUGAACCAAAUUUGGUACAGUUGUAGUGAUUGACACACGAAUUCCUCAUUGGUAUAGUUUGUAAUGAUGUCAUCCACCCUGAUUCAAGAUGGUGGACGCAUGAACAUUUGAGGUAUAACUUGUGGACCUAAAUUUGAACCAAAUAUAGUCCAGUUGUAGAGACAGUGAAAGGAAAGUAGGCUGAUUAGUUAUUACUAGAACAACUUGUUUUAUAUUCAUAACGUGAUGUUACCAGUAUUAGACCUCAUGUGAUACCCUGCAAUUUGCUUGUAGCUUCAUCUGCAGUGUUUAUUUCUUCUUGGAUGUUUCUCAGUAUUAUUGGCAAUUACAGUUAGGAGGCUUUGAACGAUGUUCAUGAUAUUGGAGCCUAGGAAGGCCCACCACUUUUGCCUUAUGUACCAGAUUAUACUAUUGCCCAGCUGAUAUUUUUAUCGAAGGACAUCUGAGCUGAAAUGUUGUGGAGAGAAUGACUUCAGUCCAUCGAGCUCACAGCUUUGGAAUUUAGCAUGGCUUUUAAGCACUUAUUUGGAUACAUGCAAACAUGUUCUUGUAUGCUUGGUUCCCCCCCCCCCCCAAUAUUAAAUAAAAGAUGAUUUUGGAGCUCA